Messenger RNA from Maudiozyma barnettii, 2817 nucleotides. It is a transcript of the gene NIC96, whose product is annotated as linker nucleoporin NIC96. Gene Ontology annotation, biological process: poly(A)+ mRNA export from nucleus; protein import into nucleus. Lineage: Eukaryota; Fungi; Ascomycota; Saccharomycetes; Saccharomycetales; Saccharomycetaceae. The coding region runs from base 1 to 2817 and encodes 938 amino acids. Gene Ontology annotation, cellular component: nuclear pore. The record is from RefSeq and is a predicted model, not a curated record. Gene Ontology annotation, molecular function: structural constituent of nuclear pore. The transcript has a single exon.
AUGAGUGCUGGUCUCGGUAGUAACAACAACGACAAUAACCAGGACCCUCAAAACAACAAAGUUGCUGCAAGUACCAUUUUCAACGACUUACUAGAGUCGUCGAAAAACUUGCCGUCGACCUCGUCCGAGCUGGGUUCCAUCCAAUUGAGUCUUCAUGAAAUCAACAGACGCACAAGAGAACUGAGAAAUGCUCACUAUGAGAGGGACGACGGUCACGUAGAGGAUCAUCAAUUCGCUCCGAAUAAGAGGAAUAAAGCCAAUGAGAGACAAUUAUUGCCUGUGGAUCAUACUAAGGCUCAUUAUUUGUUGGCUAACAGUGGUGUUGCGUUCGAUGAUAUCGAUUCCUCUUUGAAGUUUUUACAGAAUGGUGAGACUAAUAAGUUGAAGAGGAAUCAAGCUGUUGGUCAGACUAAUAGUUUGACUUCACAGACUCAGAGUCCUAUGGAGAUCGACAGUUAUUUGAAGAUUAAGAAAGAAGAAAAUAUCUUGUCAUCGAUUGAAUCUUUGUUGUCUAAUGCAGCAAAGGAUUUCGAUUCAUUUGUUAAUUCAAAUUUAAAUUUGGAUUGGAAUCAAAGAAAGAAUAUUAUCAGAGAAAAUUUCGGUAUCUUAAUCAACAAUAAAGGUACUACUACUACAGCUUCAUCAUCUACUACUAUUCCAAAAGAUUUCGUGAGCGCAACUUUGAAGAAACACUCUAUUAAUCCUGAAAUUCCUGUCUGGGGUAAUAAUUCUUUGAGAAUCCUAAACGAUAAUUACAACGAAUCUAAAUUGAAUGUUAAUGAAAAUCAUUUGGUAAGAGAAAAUUUUGAAACACAUGCGAAGAUUGUUUACAAAUUCAACAAUUCAAGACAAGCAGGUCAACCUAUCCAAUUAACUAAAGAAUUCAUCUCAUUAUUAUCUAGGAAUCCUAACGAUACUAAAAACAGACAAAUGUUAGAAACUUGGAAAAUCUUAGAUACUUUACAUGAUAAUCAAAAUUCGACUAAAAUCAAUACUGUAGAAAGAUCUAAGACAUACUUGGAAAAACAAUUUUUAGAUUAUGUUAAUUUAUUAUACAACAAAAAAAUGGAUGAAGGGUUACCAACAAAUAUUAAUAAGGUUAAAUCAUUUAUUGAUAGUAAGCUGAAAAACACUGACAAUUCAUGGAAAAUCAAGAAUUUAACUGUGGCUAAUAGUAUCCCAAUUUGGGCACUGAUUUUCUACCUAUUAAGAGCUGGGUUGAAAACAGAAGCUCUCGAAGUUGCGACCAGUAACAAAUCAAGUUUCAAGAAGGUCGAACAAUCAUUCCUAGGUUAUUUCAAGGCAUACAUUUCCUCAAAGGAUGGCACUUUACCAUUGGAGUUCUCCAACAGACUUCAUACCGAGUACAACCAGCAUAUUAAAAACUCUUUGAAUGGUGAUCCAUUUAGACUGGCUGUCUAUAAAAUCAUUGGUAGAUGUGAUCUAACCAGAAAGAACAUCUCAGCUGUAACUUUGAACGUCGAGGAUUGGUUAUGGGUCCAUUUCAUGCUCAUGAAAGAUGAUAUCAGUGAAGAUGACCCAAUAUAUGAAAGAUAUACAUUUACCGAUUUCCAGAACAUCGUUACCUCAUAUGGUCCAUCUAGAUUUACGAACCAUUACUUACAAGUUCUAGUGUUAAGUGGCCUAUAUGAACUAGCCAUUGCAUAUGUUUAUGCUAUUAAUGAAAUGGAUGCUGUUCAUUUAGCUAUUGUAAUGGCUAGUUUGAACUUAUUGAAAUUCCCUUCAAUUUCAUCCAUUGUGAACAAGACUGAACAAUACAAUAGAGAUAUUAAUAAUAAUAACGACCGUAAUAAUGGUAGCGUUGGUGGAUUUUCCCCACUUGGAGAGAGACUAUUAUCCAUCAAUGAUAAGAAUGAAAGAGAAAUUGAUUUCACCAGAAUUAUAAGUAAUUAUGUGAAAUCUUUCAAAUUUUCUGAUCCAAGAAUUGCUAUAGAAUACAUUAUUUUAAUCGGAUUAAGCACAGAGAAACAAAAUGAACAAGUUCAAUUAUGCCAUGAAGCUUUGAGAGAAUUAGUACUUGAGACCAAAGAAUUUGCGAUUUUAUUAGGUAAGAUUAGCAGAGAUGGUACAAGAAUCCCAGGUGUUAUCGAAGAAAGAUUACCUCUAUUACAUUUACGUGAUGAGAGUGAAUUUUUGCGUGUUAUCACAGAACAAGCCGCUCGUAAUGCCGAUGAAGAUGGUAGAGUCCACGAUAGUUUAUUAUUGUAUCAAUUAUCAGAGGAAUAUGAUAUCGUCUUAUCUAUUGUCAAUAAUCUACUUGGUGAUAUUUUGAGUAAUGCUGACUUGACACAACCUCUAUUACAAGUGAGUGAUAACAGUGAAACAAAUCCUAUCCUUUUAGCAAGAAAACUAAUUACUACUUUUGCUGAUAAUCUAGAGAUUUCAAAGAAGAUUUCCAAUAAGAAUUCUGAUACAUGUCUUUUCUUACUGAAGAUGGUUGAUAUUAGAGAUUCAUUCUUAAGUAAACAAUGGCAGCAAACUCUAACCAUGAUUAAAGAAUUAAAUAUUUUACCAUUUGCUGAUGAACUUUCAGCAAGGGAAAAAGCACAAGAAUUUACCACUUUGAAUGAGAAUUUAAUCAAAUGUAUACCAAACCUAUUAAUUAUUACAAUGACAUGCGUCUCAAGAUUAGUUGAAAAUCUGAAUAAGAGUGAAUAUCAAUCUAUGGAAAAAGCACAACAGAUCAAUUCUUUGAAGAAUAUUGCUAAAAAUUGUAUGAUAUAUGCUGGUGUUAUUCAAUAUAAAAUGCCUAGGGAGACAUUUAGUACAUUAAUCAAUUUAGAUGUUACAUUAUGA